UAGCGAUUGGUUGCCGAUGCGGAAGGGCGGAGUCGUGACUGGAGCAAGUCCUUUUGACGUCGGAUGCGCCUGAGACCAUGCAGGACUAUCAGAACUUACCAAUUGAUAUACAGACGAGCAAAUUGCUUGAUUGGCUAGUGGACAGGCGACACUGCAACCUGAAAUGGCAGGGUCAAGUCCGGACUGUCCGUGAGAAGAUUGCUGCCGCCAUCCAAGACAUGCCAGAAAAUGAAGAAAUAAAGCAGCUUCUUUCUGGUUCCUAUAUUCACUAUUUUCACUGCCUGAGGAUUGUGGAGAUACUUAGGGGGACAGAAGCUUCCACUAAAAACAUCUUUGGUCGUUAUUCUUCUCAGCGAAUGAAGGACUGGCAAGAAAUUGUAUCACUGUAUGAAAAAGACAAUACGUACUUAGUGGAACUGGCAAGCCUUCUGGUGCGAAAUGUGAACUAUGAGAUCCCUUCUCUCAAAAAGCAGAUUAGUAAAUGCCAGCAACUCCAGCAGGAAUAUAGUCGCAAAGAGGAAGAGUGCCAGUUGGCGGCCACUGAGAUGAGGGAGCGCUUCUAUACUUCCUGCAAACAGUAUGGAAUUAUGGGGGAUAAUGUGCACCGGGAGCUUGUGGCCUUGGUGAAAGACCUGCCAUCACAGCUCAAUGAGAUCGGGACAGGUGCCAGUGGGCUUUCAGAAGCCAUCGACCUCUACCAAGCCUGUGUACAAUUUGUAUGUGACAAUUCCACAGAGCAAGUGGUCCCAUUACUCAGACAUAUGCAGGUUCGGGGCAACACAACUAUUUUUGAAUGGAGGAGAGGAGUCAAGCCAACUUCAGUAGAACGGCCGAAGACAGAAGAAGUGAAAGAAGAGACAGAGGAUGAGGCAGCGAUAGACUGGGGUGACUUUGGAGCAGAGCCACCAUCUGCCUCUGUAACAGACGAUUAUGGCAUCUCAGUUGAAGGAACAAGUGAUGACAUAGACUGGGGGAUUUCUUUGGAGUCUGAAACUCAAGAGAGCAGUGCUGCUGGCAUAGACUGGGGAGAUCAGACCGAAGAGGCUGCUGCUCAGAUUGUGGUGAUGGAGGCUAGCAGUGAUGCCCCAGAGGGAAUUGCAAAAGGACCUGAUGCUCUCACCAUCCUAGAAACUCCAGACACCCGGAAUCAGUUCAUUGAUGAGCUCAUGGAGUUGGAGAUCUUCCUUUCCCAGCGCAUUGUUGAGACGAGUGAAGAGGCCGACAUUUUAGCUGUGAGCCAGUUCCAACAAGCUCCUCCCAUCCUGCAAGACCAGACCAAAGAGAAAUUGGAGGCCAUGGUGGCAACUAUCCAGCAUCUUCUUGGACAGUUGACCAGUCUAAAGAUGCAACAUCUUUUUAUGAUCCUUGCUUCCCCAAGAUAUGUGGAUCGUGUGACUGAGCUCCUUCACCAGAAAUUGAAACAGGCUGACCUGUUGCUUCUGAAAAAGGAUCUGAUGAUUAAGAAACGGCAGGAGGCACUGGAAGAACAGGCUAGCCUGGAGCCAAAGCUGGACAUCCUUGUGCAGAAGACCAGAGAAUUACAGAAACUGAUUGAGGCUGACAUCUCUAAACGAUACACUGGCCGGCCUGUGAACCUGAUGGGUGCUUCUCUCUAACACCUUUCAUCGUGAACGUAUUCACCUAAGACUCUGUGGGGUUGGAAAAACAGAAUGUUAGCUACAGCCUCAACCAAAGAGAAAGGAUGUCAAGGACAAGAACUAAGGAAAAGGGAUGCCAACUGGAUAAUUUCCAGGAGUAUGGGGCUACCUCCAUUCUGCGUGGAGUUGUAAGCAUUUCUAACAGAUCAUUGUUGGUUGAAUAAAGCUGCUGCUUUCAUAAUGUU
This is a messenger RNA of Anolis carolinensis (green anole), 1843 nucleotides long. It is a transcript of the gene cdk5rap3, whose product is annotated as CDK5 regulatory subunit associated protein 3. The transcript has 14 exons. The coding region runs from base 78 to 1616 and encodes 512 amino acids. The record is from RefSeq and is a predicted model, not a curated record. NCBI's taxonomy places the organism in Eukaryota, Metazoa, Chordata, Lepidosauria, Squamata, Anolidae. Gene Ontology annotation, cellular component: endomembrane system. Gene Ontology annotation, biological process: regulation of cyclin-dependent protein serine/threonine kinase activity; regulation of mitotic cell cycle.